Messenger RNA from Hippopotamus amphibius kiboko, 2293 nucleotides. Its product is annotated as RNA polymerase-associated protein LEO1-like. Bases 20 to 1105 code for a protein of 361 amino acids. Gene Ontology annotation, molecular function: RNA polymerase II C-terminal domain phosphoserine binding. Gene Ontology annotation, biological process: positive regulation of transcription elongation by RNA polymerase II; transcription elongation by RNA polymerase II. Lineage: Eukaryota; Metazoa; Chordata; Mammalia; Artiodactyla; Hippopotamidae. The transcript is spliced from 10 exons. Gene Ontology annotation, cellular component: Cdc73/Paf1 complex; nucleus. The record is from RefSeq and is a predicted model, not a curated record.
UGAAGAUUAUAGUGGGACCAUGGAUCUGUUUGGAGACAUAGAUGACAUUUCUUCAGAGAGUGAUGGGGAUAGUCAACCACCCAUUCCAGGACAGCCUGUUGCUUAUCGACGUGGAGUGCCCCAGGGCCAGCAGGAGGAAGAGCCAAUUUCUGAAACCAGAAUCAAAGUAGAAAUUCCCAGCAUCAACUCUGAUUUAGGAAAUGAAUUGUACUUUGUUAAACUACCCAAAUUUCUCAGCAUAGAACCCAAGCCUUUCGAGCCUCAUUAUUAUGAAGAUGAAUUUGAAGAUGAGAAAGUGCUUGACGAAGAAGAUAGAACCAGGUUAAAAUUAAAGAUAGAAAAUACUAUACGAUGGAGGAUACGCCGGGACAAAGAAGGAAAUAGAAUUAAAGAAAGCAAUGCUCGGAUGGUCAAGUGGUCCGAUGGAAGCCUGUCCCUGCAUUUAGGCAACGAGGUGUUUGAUGUCCACAAGGCCCCAAUGCAGGGCAAUCAAAACCACCUGUUCAUCAGGGAAGACACUGGUCUGCAGGGACAAGCCAUCUUUAAGUCCAAACUCACCUUCAGGGAGCCAGUUCACGCCAUGGAAACCAACAUAAGCCCGCGGUAUAAACCAGAAGACCGGUUGUUAAUUCACAUUGAUCAACGCACCCGACCUCACGCUACAGACUAUGCCACACAUAGAAAGGUGACCCUGCCACUUGCUAAUAGAUGCUCGAGGACACAGAAGAUUAGAAUCAUACCAAUAGCUGGGCGUGAUCCUGAAUGCCAGCGCACAGAGAUGAUUAAGAAAGAAGAAGAACGUUUGAGGGCCUCUGCUCACCAGGAGACCAUCCGUCUUCGGGAAAAGCAGACUCAGCGGAGGCCACGUGCCCCCUACCAGGGCCCCAGCAGUGACGAGGAGGAGGGUGAAGCCAUCAAAAACCGUGACCGAGGGGAACGCCGAGAGGAACAGGCGAGAAUCUCUUCUUCAGAGAGUAAUGAGGGACCAGAUGAAGAAAAAGCUCAAAGAUCGCUGAGAGCAAAGAAACUCACCCGUGAUGAGGAGGCGAAACCUCCAGAAAGAAGAAAGCAGGUGGUGAAGAGGAAGAGGAUGACUGAAGCGUGAAACGUGCUCGCUGUAAAUAUGGUUUUUAACUGUUUGUUUAAAACAAGAAUGAAAUGACUUGUUUUGAUUGAAGUGAGGAAUUGAGUUGCUUUUGCAUAAUCCUAGUUGUGGUUAAAAAAAUGUUCAGAAGCAAGUCUGUGAUUUUAGAAAAUCCAUUCUUCCCAAACAAGAAGUUUAUUUUGGUAAGUGUUUGCUCUGGGUCUUGGGUUUCCUUGUCAGAGCAGGUACAGCAUGGGAGGGCUUGUUGUAGACUCUGUGCUUUGCCAAGUGCUGCAUUGGCCUUACCAGUUCUAAUCCUCAGAACAACUUGAAGGGCAGGUGCUGUUACUCUGAUUUUACAGACAUGGAAGCUGAGUUAGAACUUAAGACCUCUGUCCAAAGCUUUUUCUUAAGUUUAAAAAAAAAAAAAGCAUUUUUGAGACAAGGGUCAGGAACUUAUUUGCACAGCAGUCAUACUGCUGAGCAGAUACAUUAGUGAUGUUAUGGAAAAAGACACCCAAAAUACCUGAGAGAAAUGGUCACCAAAAGGUUUAGAGAAAAGAGCAGUGGGAAACAAAAUACUAGAGUUGACUUCUACAUUUGUGACUGGUGCAGUAGCUGGAACAUAAUAGGUGCAUAGAAAGUAUUUAUUGAAUGAACAAACCAAUGAUAUUACGUUGGGCAAGUUAUUUAAUUUCUCUGAAUUCAGUUUGCUCAACUUGGUGGGGUUUGACUUGACCAUGUAAGUUCUUCAUGAUUUAAUGUUUAUAUUCUUCUACCUCUAAGAGAUGAAUACUAAUUAGAUAUGUUUUUUUAAGAAGUCUUUUGUUAAGUAGAAAUGGUUAAAGAAAAAAAAUGGCCCAUCAUCUUACCAUGCAGAAAACCUGGAUAUACAUUAUAUUUCCCUCCCAUUUAUAUUUUUAAAGUAUAAUUUCAUAGUUGUUUAGUACACAGCCACAAUUAGCACUGCUCCAGAAAUGCCAUUUAGACUCAUCUAGACGCUGAGACAUACUAGCGCAGUUCAAUCAUAAGGUUGGCUAUUCUUUUUUUAAUUUUAUUGACGUACAGUUGAUUUACAAUAUUGUGUUAAUUUCUUCUAUACAGCAAAGUGACUCACUUAUACAUACAUAUAUUUUUUCAUAUUCUUUUCCAUUAUGGUUUGUCACAGGAUACUGAAUAUAGUUCCCUGUGCUAUACAGUAGGACCUUG